This is a messenger RNA of Sugiyamaella lignohabitans, 2511 nucleotides long. It is a transcript of the gene SEC7, whose product is annotated as Arf family guanine nucleotide exchange factor SEC7. Bases 1 to 2511 code for a protein of 836 amino acids. Gene Ontology annotation, molecular function: guanyl-nucleotide exchange factor activity. The transcript has a single exon. Gene Ontology annotation, biological process: regulation of ARF protein signal transduction. The record is from RefSeq and is a predicted model, not a curated record. NCBI's taxonomy places the organism in Eukaryota, Fungi, Ascomycota, Dipodascomycetes, Dipodascales, Trichomonascaceae.
AUGACUCCUGUUAAUAAUGAAUCCAAUGAACCAAAUGAAUCGAGUGAACCGACUGAACCAAGUGUACAAAGUGGAUCAAAGGUUAAUGAGGACCCUCUGAUAAGUGAUUCCAAAACCACUUUAGCUGCUGCUAAUAUCUCGAAUGUCGAGGGUACUGAGUCUAGCGCUGUAUACCAAAAGGCGGAACAUCCAACGACAGCGACUGACGAUGCCGACGCUGAAGGUGUCACUCCUGAACCUUAUUCCACCAAUUCAACUGCCACAGAUCUGACUGGACCCAGUGAUCACAAGAUGUCUCCUUCGAGCUCGCUAUCAAGUAUCCAUGCCGAAGGCGGCACAUCAGCCUCUAAAAGCAGUGGGUCUCCUGCUGGGCCUCAGACGCCUGUUCAGUCAAUUAAUAAGGAGAUCAUCGAAGGAGACGACGAUAAAUCCACAGAUUCCUCGCCAUCUGUUGCUAAAAGUCUCUAUCAACAUACGGCAACUUUUGUUAAUGAAGAUGAAUACGCCAGUUGGCUCGGUAGCGAUGGCGAGACUCAGCAGGCAGUUCGAGUUGAGUAUAUGUCUCUAUUUGAUUUCAAGAGUAAAAGCAUUUUAAGUGCUCUGAGAAUCCUAUGUGACAAACUAUACAUGAAAGGAGAGUCACAGCAGCUGAAUAGAGUCAUUGAAGCAUUUUCACAAUCGUGGGUCUCCCAAAACCCAAAGCAUGGAUUCUAUGAUGCCAAUGUCGUCUACACCAUUACCUAUGCAUUAGUCCUUCUCAAUACUGAUCUGUAUGCUGCGGAUCAUAGUACCACCAAGAAAAUGUCGAGAUCAGUUUUCAUUCAGAAUACCCUAGAAACUGUUCGUGCUCAACGAGGACCCUUACCAAACUCUCCUAAUCUGAGCCGUAGAUCUGAAGACUUUUCCUCUAGAAGAAUAUCGGUAGUAUCGUCAAAUCACGAUACUUUGAUGGUACAAGAUGCGAACGUCGAGCCAUUAUCAAAAGAAUGGGAAUUCCAGCUGGAAAUGGUAUUGAAAUCAUUUUAUUCCUCAGUAUCUAAAGAAGCAUUGCAACUACAUAUUAUUGAGCACGCGCCAUUUUCACCCCUGUCGAGAAUCUACUCUCCUACAGGGCAUGAUCAUACCCCUUCUAUCCUGUCAGCAAGCCAGGCUCAGAAUUCAGGUGCUUCCUCUAUAUUUGGAAGAAUGAACUUUGGUAGAUUAAGAGGAAGCAAGAAUCUUGAACCCCAUCAGAGUCGAAUUGCAUUGAAUGAUCGCGCUGCUGAGGGGUUUAGACAUGAUUCGCUUGCAUCUUCUUAUUCGCUAGAAACAAGCGUGACAAAUAAUUUCGGGUUCAGCCGCCAUGCUGUAGGAUUUGCUGGUCUACUGUGGAAUUCGAUGAUUAAAGAGGAAGAUAGUGGUGCUCAGAGUACAGGAGAUGACGACGAUUUUGCUGACUUUUCAAAGAUUGAGAAAGAGUUGGCCGAUGAAACCGAAUUAGAACUUCUUGGCGCGCCAUGGGCAAAGGAAGGUAUCUUGAUGUACAGACCGUAUGUGGAUCCUAGUACAGGAAAGAAGCCUAGAAAGAAGGACUGGACAAAGGUGUUUAUGGUUGUCCAAAGAGGUCAGUUAAAGAUGUUCAAAUUCGAUAUGUCAUCUAGUAGUCAUGGGGCUGUCAAUGGAGCUGUAGGUGGAGGUAACUGGAUGGAAAAUGCUCAACUUGUUGAUGGUUUCCAUUUGUGCCAUACCAUGGCCCAGGAGCUGCCACCACCCAAGAAAUCCAAUGGUUUUGCCGCAGUAUGGUCCUUGACAUUGCCACAACGAGGACUUCUAGUUUUCCAAGCUGGUACUCCCGAAGUUGCUAGAGAAUUCGUUUAUACCUGUAAUUUCUGGGCAGGAAGACUUUCAAAAGAGCCCUUUGACGACCCUGUCAGUAACAUGGAAUACGGAUGGACAGCUGCAUUGGACUCCAGUUCUGGCAAGUCUGGCAGUGCACUCAUGACUACACCGUCUACAGCUACAUUGAGACGACCUGGUAGUUCGGCUGGACAUAGAGUAUUGCCUGGAGACAGACUGACUAUUAAAGAGUGGAAACCCACUGGUCAUAACAUGGUAGUGUCAGACCUGAACGAAGAGAAGCAACUAAAGACUCUUCAGGAAUACAUCAAGCGAGCGGAAAAUGAUCUCACCGAACACAAUGCCUUGGUAUCAAAGUUGGCACAAGCAUAUACCCCAUCUACAACUAAUUGGAGCAAGGCUCACACUAACUGGGAAAACAAAUCUCAAUUCCUUCUUCAACAGGUGAUUCGUUACAAGAUUUACGUUGAAGUACUUGACAAGGCUAUCAAAGACAGACUUGAAAAGUUCCCUGUCAAAUCCGAAACUGAUGGUGAUGCUCAGGAUGACCUAACAGUUUCAGAUGGUGGUUUGCCAGUAAAAGACCCAUCGCUUGCGGUCUUUGAUAAGGGCUCACCCAAUGGUGAAAAAUUUUCCAGCGUAACUGUCGAAGCUCAUCAAGUUAUUGCUGCAUAG